UGACGGGCUCGCUUGCCCGUUACCAGGCAACAACUGGUAAGCCAGGGAACUCCGGGGCUAGUGGGUGCGAAUGUAGCACGCGUAGAGCGUAGAGUGUAGAGCGGUAGCAAUACGAGCAUUUGAGUACUUGCAAUCUCAUGUGACUGACAGACCGCAAAGAGCUGCCACAGCACCAGCUGUCAUUCAGAACAGACAGACACACACAGAGAAAGAGAGCGAGAGAAAGAGAGCGAGCGAGCGAGCGAGCGAGAGAGAGGGAGAGGAGAAAAUCACGGCCAAGUUGGGCCCAGAGCCAGACAAGAUAUUCAAGCAGCGCAGCUCGGUUAGUUAAGCGCGGUUUGGCAUUCGGUUGAGACCUCUGCUAUUAACGCAUCUUCACUUCGGAGUCGCUCGAUCGCCAUGUCCAAGUACACAAAGCUGGUCCGCGGCAUCUGCGAUCUACUGCUGUGGGUAGCCCUCAUGGGCGGAAUUCUGGCGCUGAUCAAGCUGGUGAAGCCCUUCAAGCGCGGCUUUUUCUGUGGCGAUGAGUCACUGGGCUAUCCGCUGAAGGAGAACACGAUUGGGGCGGCAUUGCUCAUAGGCGUGGCAGUGGCUGUGCCCACGUGCGUGAUCAUCGUAGUGGAGCUAUUCAAGCAGCUGCCCAGUCGGGAGGCGGGCGCACGCGAGAGGCGCGAUGGCUGUCGGCUGGUGCAUCGGAUGGCGCAGCUGUACAAGCAGGCUGGAUACUAUCUGUUUGGCCUGGCCAUGCUGACGUUCUCCACGCUACUCACCAAGCUGUGCAUUGGACGUCUGCGACCACAUUUCUAUGCCGUUUGCCAGCCGCUGCUGCCCGACGGCUCCACCUGCCACGAUGCACUGAACGAGGGACGCUACAUCGAUAGCUACACUUGCAGCAACCCCAACAUGACAGACUUUCACUUCGAUCAGCUGAACCAGUCGUUUCCCAGUGCUCACGCAAGCAUCAUGAUUUACUCAAUGCUCUACCUGGCCAUCUACCUGCAGGCGGCGCUCAGCACCCGCAUCUCCAAGCUGCUGAAGCACCUGCUGCAGUUUCUGUUCGUGAUGUUCGGCUGGUAUGUGUCGCUGACCAGGAUAACCGACUACUGGCAUCACUGGUCGGACGUUUUGGCUGGCGCGCUGUUCGGCGUCCUGUUCGCCUGGCUGACCAGCCUGUACGUGGCCGAUCUGUUCGCAUUCAAGCGCUGGAAUCGCACUGGCUACUCGGCCAACACGCUGAAGAAGAGCCAGGUGUCGCCCAAGAGCUCCACCAAGUCGCAGUCCAAUGCCGCCGCAGUUGCAGUUGCUGCUAGUGUCGUGCCACCUGCACUGCCUGCCUACACCUUUGGCACCCUGCCCUACCUAGCGGCUCAUCCGGCUCAAGCGCAAUAUGCCCAGACAUACCACAACUAUGGAUACGUGCCCUGAUCUGGUGGCAGCAGCAGCUUCGAUAGUGAGGCAAGCGCCAGCAGCAGUAGAGCAAAUCU
Drosophila hydei is the source of this 1484-nucleotide messenger RNA. RefSeq names its product putative phosphatidate phosphatase. The transcript has a single exon. Lineage: Eukaryota; Metazoa; Arthropoda; Insecta; Diptera; Drosophilidae. Gene Ontology annotation, biological process: signal transduction; phospholipid dephosphorylation; phospholipid metabolic process. The record is from RefSeq and is a predicted model, not a curated record. Gene Ontology annotation, molecular function: phosphatidate phosphatase activity. Bases 400 to 1425 code for a protein of 341 amino acids.